AUGAGUAGAGGGGAUGCGGUGCUUACGGUCCGUCCGGGAGAGCUCUCUUGUCUUCCGAUUGCCCACCUGGACUCCACAGAUCUUGCCAUGCGUCUGGUGCCGAUGGAGGGAGGGCGCGAGUCUCGCGAGGUGCUGCUCUGCGAGGACUCGCCGCGCAAACAGCUUGAAGUGGCAGCCUCACGUGGGGCGGACUCCAUUGGUCGUCUCAAGGUGUUUUCCUUUGCAGAUGUCUCGGCGUAUGUUGAUGUGACGUAUCAUUUAAGGGGUCCCGUGCUCACUAUGCUUCUCGCCCCAGCCAGAUCUGGCAUUCAUAAUGGCACACGAUUUUCCAUUCGACUGGUUAUUUACAUAAAUGGUGACGUCGUUGAGGAGGCAUGUGUGUGUCCUGACGAGACAUUUGUAACGCUCCGACACGACCCAUUUGGUCCCCCUGUGGAGUAUCUUUUUGAAUGCGUCAUCUACGGCGAAAGAUAUGUUGCGAAUGAGCGUGUUGACCUUACCAUUGUUGACUCAUCAGAAGGGGAGUGCAUUGUGAUGAAGCACGAGGAAUUUCCUCGGCGUUACUUUUUUGAACUCAGCAUUGAGGCUCGACAUGUUGAAGUAUUUGGUGGAGUCGCUCAGGUGCAUAGUCUGGUGCCACGGUAUAUAUUUGGGCUGGAAAACAACUCACACAUGGAUGUUGAAUUUACAUCCGAGGCGGGGGAUUCCAUUGGCACGUUGGGUGGAACUCCGCUUUCAUGCUCCUCUGGACGCAACUUCGCCUAUCUCCCGCUUCAUGCAUCGCUUGUGCUGCAUGUGGAAAAGGCAACCUCGUCGGCGUUUGAGGUUAAUGAGAGCUUGGAGGAGCAAAUGCUUCUUUGUAAUGUCCCUGAACAAAACGAAACACGGUGUGGGUCUCACUGUUUUUUCCUUCGCGUUAAAGAGGAGGCAGCUGCGAGGACCAUGGAGUUGCUUCCAGCGGUGUUUAUUCUCAACAUGGAUGCUGCUCGAGGUCUUUCGGUGCGGCAUACCAUCUGUGCUAAGGACACCAGCAGUAGGGGCGAAGAGCAAUGGGUGCAUCGAGUGGCUUUGCCGGCCGCUGGUGUGCUUCCCUACACCUUUGUUUCAUGUUGUGGGUACUUGGACACGUUUGCGUUUUGUUGGGAGGAAAACGGCGGGGCACCUGCGUACUCCGCCCCGGUGGAAAUGCCAUUUGCUUCAAAAACAGAUUGGACUGGUAUUGUGCAGUGCGGGCAAACGUAUCACAUGGUGCAAGUGCGUAAGGAGGGUUCCUGUGACCCCACCACGGUGAUAGUAGGUGGGCCGUGCAACAGGCCGUCCUUGACAUUGGUAAAUUUGACACCCAAGAGCUUCCACGAGGUUGACGCCAUGACCGUGUCAUCAUCUAUGCGGCCUGUGACGAAUGACGCGGUGUUGCACCUUUCUGAGCAGGAAAAGGAAUUCGUGGUGCGUUUGACCCGCAACACCGCUACCGAUAUUGGUGACGAAGUUACGGCCUUUGUCCGUCCUCAUUGGGACGCUGCCACGGUCAUUUUGUCUCUUUUUCCGCUGAACGCAACCGUUUUAUUGCCCGGUGGCGCAUGCUCCGCCGUUAAACCUCAGCUGAAAGGGGAGGUCGAAGACGUUGCAACUGAAAUACCAACAACGAUUCGGGUGGAUGUGAAGGUCUCUCAAGUAUCUUUCAUGGUUCGGGAUGAGAAGGAAAGUUCCGUUCUUUUCACCGUGGAAAGUAGCGAGUUCUGGAUGGUGUACCACUCCCUCACGCUGACAGCACAGGGUACAAUAUCAAAUGCGUCCGUUCAAAGCAUUUAUGAAUGCAAGAAAUGCCAGGUCCUUAAACCGUUUUGCUUUGAUAUGACAGUGCGGGAUGUGGAGGUGUUGCGCCACACAAUAUCCGUGUGUGCUGCCCAGCUGAAUGUGACGCGGCUAGAGGUGGAAUUGUCCGAUAUUCUUCUGUACCAGUUUGAUCAGUUGGCUGCCCAUUGCCAAGAUUAUUCAUUGAAGAGGAGUGGGAGGAGGGAAGGGUGUACAGUUGCCAACGCAUGUCCAGUGAUUGCCGGCCCACACCGCCUUCCGUGUUCGCAGCACAGACGAAUUGAACUGGGUUCGGUGGUUAUAUGUGAGAUAUGCGUCAUUCUCACGUAUGACAGGAGUCAGCAACCCCCUACGGAUGUGCUCUUCCGCGGUUCCCCGAUUGGGAAGUUCAUUCCAUCGCUGCGCCGUGCCACACUGAGGCUGCCUACUGUACGUUUUCGGGAUAUCUCUAGAGAAACUUUGAUGGACGUAUGCGGCAUGGUGCAGGAGGUAAUGUUUUUUGAGUUUUUGAAGCAACUUCCAAGCUUUGUUUCGAGUGCUGUCUUGUUCCCGACGCUGUCUCCAGUUGGCAGCAUUUUGGCGCGCGUGGGGUCAUUUAUAUUUGGCUCUAGCGGCGCCGCCUCUGAACUACCAGGCGCCACGCUGAUUUGA
This is a messenger RNA of Trypanosoma rangeli, 2466 nucleotides long. RefSeq lists its product as uncharacterized. The transcript has a single exon. Lineage: Eukaryota; Euglenozoa; Kinetoplastea; Trypanosomatida; Trypanosomatidae. The record is from RefSeq and is a predicted model, not a curated record. The coding region runs from base 1 to 2466 and encodes 821 amino acids.